Molecule: messenger RNA, 1234 nt
Organism: Salarias fasciatus (jewelled blenny)
Lineage: Eukaryota; Metazoa; Chordata; Actinopteri; Blenniiformes; Blenniidae
Gene: lrrc10
Product: leucine rich repeat containing 10
Exons: 2
Coding region: 236-1060 (274 amino acids)
Cellular component (GO): cytoplasm
Molecular function (GO): protein binding
Source: RefSeq, a predicted model, not a curated record
UACAAUACAUUUUCAGCUCAUUAAGUUAGAUAAACAAAUGGCUGAGCGUAGGAGAAGCUAAGAGCCAUGGACUUCAACGGGAAGACGGAGCAAAGAUCAACUGACCCUGAAAGGCAGCUGAGGUGUGGUGGGACAGCAUCGGGAAAUUUCUCUGAAGGCACUGGAAACAUCGCGUUUGCAGCCUUUUUUUUAUUUGAUAUGGAUAAGCAGAGGUGCUGAGAACACAUUGACGGAGAUGGGCAACGCAAUGCGAGGUGUCAUCGCCUUCAUUCCCUCGGACCGAUGUCAACGCUUCCUAGUGGGGGACCUGAAGGAGAUGCCAUUAGACCGGACCCUUGACCUGAGCAGCCGCCAGCUGCGUCGUCUGCCUGUUGUCGCCUGUGUCUUUGAUGAGCUGGUGAAGCUUUACCUGAGUGACAAUAACCUCAGCAGCUUACCAGCGGAGAUUCAGGGUCUGAAGAAACUGCAACUCCUGGCCCUGGACUUUAACUGCUUCGAGGAGCUCCCUGCAGCGAUAUGCAGAUUGCCUCAGCUCAGCACCCUUUACCUGGGCAACAACAGGCUUUAUCACCUUCCCAGAGAACUGAAAGACCUCAAGGAACUCAGCACUCUGUGGCUGGAGACUAAUUGUUUCACAGCUUUCCCUAGGGUGGUGUGUGAGCUCUCAAAUCUAAAGACCCUGCACCUCGGUUAUAACCAGAUACGGAGUUUACCCAGUGAACUCCAACAGCUGGAAGAGCUGCGGAGUAUCUGGCUCGCGGGGAACCAGCUCACAGAGUUUCCACCAGUUUUGCUGGAUAUGCAGUUGCUGGCUGUCAUUGACGUGGAUCGGAACAAGAUACGGUACUUCCCGCCCCUGACUCACCUGCAGGGGCUGAAGCUGGUCAUCUAUGACCACAACCCCUGUGUUAACGCCCCAGCGGUGGCGGAGGGGGUCAGAAGGGUCGGGCGCUGGGCAGACAGCUCGGACGAUGACCUGGAAGAGGACGUGUCAAAAGCAGCGAGCGAAACUGCGGCUGAGGACGUGGAAGUCAACCCUGAGGAGCAGCACAACAUGUAGGGUCAGGGAAAUGACCUUCAGCUGUGGUGAGGUGCGACUGGCAGGCCUCUCACUUGUGUGGCGUCCUGGAGCACUUAAAGCAAAGUAGACUGUUGUACAUCAGGCCGAUGGUAUUCGGUCCAUGUAUGGAAAAGCCAUGAGCUUUGAUAUAAGUCACAAUGCAAAAGACUGUAC